AUGGCAGUGAUUCGUGAACAGUACUGGAUCCCAACCCUGAGACAGCUAGUGAAGUCUGUGCGAUCUGCUUGUUGGGGCUGUAAACGUUUCAUAGCUUCACCCUUAACAGUACCACCCCCUGGACCACUGCCUACAGACCGUACAGAUGGUGGAACAACCUUCGAGGUUAUUGGCACGGAUUUUGCUGGUCCUAUCAAGUACAAACAACGCAAGAAGGGCGAGGAGAAAGCUUACUUGGUUAUCUUCACGUGUAGCCUGUCCAGAGCCGUGCACCUAGAAUUAUUGUCUAGUCUAGAGACAAGCAAUUUUAUUACCUGUCUUAAACGCCUCAUCGCUCGCCGCGGCAGACCGCGCGUUAUCUACUCAGACAAUGGAGGCACCUUUAUCAAGGCUGCGAAAUGGCUUCGCCAAUUGCGAGGAGAUGAGCGCCUCCAAAGUCUCCUUGAAGAUUACGACAUAACCUGGAAAUUUAACUUAAGCCGGGCUCCUUGGUGGGGAGGACAAUUCGAGCGGUUGAUUGGAGUCGUAAAGUCCGCCAUGUACAAAGUCAUUGGGGGAGGUGUACUUACCUGGACUGAGCUGAGCGAGGUACUGCUCGACGUGGAAACACAAAUCAAUCGACGUCCAUUAAGUUAUGUAGAAGAUGAUGUCGAGCUACCAACACUUACACCGUCAACAUUCCUGUUUCAGCGAACUAGUCAGCUGCCAGAAGAGAAAACAGGGAGGAUCAAAGACCUGGACCUACGCAAACGCGCUAAAUACCUCAGGAACUGCAAGAAAAAUCUCUGGAGGCGGUGGCAGAGAGAAUAUUUAACAGCUUUAAGGGAGCGGCACAACCUGACACACAAAGCGGCCAAAUUUCAGCCAAAUGUUGGAGAUGUUGUAAUUAUAAAGACCGAAAACAAGAAUCGUGGGAGUUGGCCACUGGCGAUAGUAAACAAAACCUAUCCCGGGAAGGACGGAAUCAUCCGCGCAGUUCAACUCAAGACAGCAAACGGACUGUUAGAGAGGCCUGUUCAACACCUGUACCCUCUUGAGCUAAACUGCGACCAGGCUUGUGAGACACAUGCAGACACUCCCACAGCAGAUUUGAACCCAAACGCACUAGUUUUCAGGCCCAGACGGGAUGCUGCAGUUGCUGCCAGAGCCCGAAUCCAGGACCUUGCUGAAGAUGAACAAUGA
Pocillopora verrucosa is the source of this 1182-nucleotide messenger RNA. The record is from RefSeq and is a predicted model, not a curated record. NCBI's taxonomy places the organism in Eukaryota, Metazoa, Cnidaria, Anthozoa, Scleractinia, Pocilloporidae.